AUAUGUCAAUAAGUCAAUAUAUGAGAAUAGUAUCAGUACAGAUAGAUGUAAAUAAAUAUAGUUAAAUACAAUUAAAUAGUUAAUUAAAUAGGUAUAAAUCUAAUAAACUCUAUAAAAAUAUAUCUUGUAUAUAAGCAAAGGUCAGAACUUAAUUAAUAUAGAGAUUUACAAUUCUUAUUAAUAACAGUAUUAUUAUGCAGAGGAUCAAAAUGUUAUAAAAAGAAUUUUCAGAAGAAAAGGGAAAAAGGGGGGGGAAAUAUCCAAAUUUCAGUUGGGGACAAGCAAUGUUUUUCCAAAAGGGUGAUAUUCUUUCUCACUCAGCCACUGGUCUCCUCCAAUCCUUUCUUCUUCCCACAUUUACUUUGCCACUGUCAAAACUCUAUGGUAAGCCUCGAAGCUAGAUUGUCUCUAGCCUGUCCUUUUCAGUUUGCUCUGUCAGGCUUCUUCAAUGGCUGCACUUCCUGUUCUCUGGCAUAAUUGGAUAGAGUCCAAUCUCCGACUUAGUUCACCUUUCUGCUUUCACCAGCAAAUGGAAAAAAGAGUUCUUCUGGAUUCUUUUAGUUUCCUUGCUCCCUAUGCCCACCGAUCCUCUUCUUGCGCAGGCAAUUUAGCGUCCUCAGUUUCUUGUUCUCUGCGCCAGCUUGUCGAGCUCCGUGGUCGUUCAGACUAUUCUCCGAUCUCCGGCGCCGCUCUUUUCCAUUUGAGCCCUUCUCGCCCGACUCCGCCGACCCCUUCCUGAUGUUCAAUCUCACGUACGCAGGGAGGACACGUUUCAAUCUCGGCACUGCAGCCUCCGAUCUUCCUUGCUUCCCGUCUAGUUGUCGGCUACCACAGCUUCAGGUCAGCCAUUGAAAGGCUGACUUCACACGCGCCAGUUUGACAGAGCUGCCCGGUUUUGCGAGAAGUGUUUGCGCUUCACUUUCUCGCUCACCCAGCUCUCUCUAUUGUCCGCGGGGCUCUCCAGGACCCGCGCCCCCGAAGGGAUCCCCAAAACGCGGUGACAAACGGUGUUGAGGAGUGGCGAUCACUCACUCAGCACCAUGUCGCUGCAGCUCGCCAACCGGAAGUCUACAAUAUCUUUUCCUAUCCAGUCAUUAAGCAAGUCACUAAGCAAGUCAUUAAGCGACUUAAAGUGAGUUUCCUUCAGGGGAGGGAACAAUAUCUGUUUUCUCCCAUCUUCUGGGACCUUACCAGCCCUCCGGGAGUUCUCAAAGAUAACCAAAAGCUCACCUUUGCUUAUUUUUUCCAGUAUCCCUCUGGCCUGGGGCAUUUCUGUUAGUUAACUGCUCUUUACUCUCUCCUGAUCCAACCAACACCUGCCACGUCCUCCUUCCACUAGUGGGACAACCAUGGAGAGCCGGAGUUUCAUUUCCUUCCUAAGAAAUGUAAACUAUGAAUUGAAACUUUCCGCCUUUUCACCUUUAUAAGCUUUUUGCCCCUUUCCUUUUCACCUUUCUCUUCGUAACGGUCUGACAGCCCCUUUGCAUGUCUGACAUACGCCAAAAUUUCCUUUUAUUUUCCCCUUGGAUUGAAUAUUUCUUGCCUCGGCUCAUUCUGUGUAUCAGCCUUUUGGACAGUUCCUGAAGUUUCUGAGAAACUGGGAAACUUAGCCACGACAAAAUCAAGGCAUUCUCUCUGAUAAACAGAACAGAAUCCUUUUUUUGGUCAAGUGUGAUUAGACACACAAGGAAUUUGUCUCCAGUGCAUAAGUUCUGUGUACAUGCAAAAUGACAAAAUAAUCAUAAUCGUAACAACAAAGUAAUAGUAUUCAUAAUAAUGAUACCAAUAAGAGAAGAAAGUGGAACAUAUGAGAAGGAUAAUAGUAAUACAGACAUACUACAUGGGUAAAUAUAAGCCAGUACUGUGGAAAUUAGGUGUUCAACGAGACAAAAGAAAAAAAGAUUAUGGAAAAUUCCAAAUAGCCCUGGAUGAAAUCGUAUCCUCUUAGGACAGAAGGACCUGGUUCUAUCAACACUCUAAAAUCAUCGGAAAUUCUGCAUAGGUGACCAAUGUGCUGUACUUACUCUUGUCUGAUUUUGAGGCCUUGGGCUUCCUCUAGGUUGAUGAGAUGGCGGGCUGCUUGGUCCUCUGCUUUGAGUUGGAAAAUAGUCCUUUCCCUGAAAUACACGUCUCUGCUGAUUCCCAAGAGGCCUGCACCUGGAGGCCCAUAAGCCCUGCCUCCUGACUUGCCACCACUGCUAACCUCUAACUUUUCUUGGCCAAGACGCAGAAGAAGCCAGUGAACCAGUCCUAAUAGGAAGAAGAAAAGGAUGCGGCUGGCCCAGAUGGCUGUGGUGCUGCUUCUCCUUCAGCACAGUAAGUUGCCUUUGUAAUCUGGCUCUACAUUUUGAGGGCAUGUUCUAUCCAGCAUGUUCAGCACUUGUGUUAUCCAGCAUGACCUAGAGUUAUAAAAGCCUGCCUGGACAACCCCCAUUGCCCAAGGAGUCUGGGAUACCCAGUUUCAUUUAUCAGAGCCACACGGUUCUCCCUGCCAGCUGAGCACAAAUUGAAAACCCAGAGCUGCCCUUCAGGGUAAUACUUAUAUCCAGGACAUAAGUCUACUUUUGGGGUGGAGGUCUAGAUUUUACACCCCCCCCCCAAUUUCUACAGCUGUCCAAAAUGUUUCUGCCUGACCUGCUCCGAAACGAGGUUUAAUGCACCUCAAUUGCUGCUGAUGAGUUUGAUCACAGUGGCCUAACACCCAAGCAAAAAACCAUUGCAGGAGGGCCAAUGUUCUCCCAUAUGGUGCUAGGAAUGACUCUCGCCUGUCAAGCCAACCGUCACAUAGGAAGCCUUGCCUUGGGAAGUGGCUCGGUUGCCAUGGGACUCCUCAGAGAUAACCAGAGAGAUGCGGUCCUGGCCGCCCCGUGCACCAGCAGGAGCAAAGGCGAACCGAGGGUUAGUGGGUCAAAGGGACAAAUCUAGCUCUAUCCAAACAACCAGCAGCCCCGGCGUUUUGCUUUUCAGGCCCACCUGCUUCCUUCCACCCCGAAAAGCAUCCUGGCUGCACAGCACAGGGCCUGGCAGGGGACUUGCAUGCUGAGGUAUCUGUAAUGAAGCAGGUGGGGAAAACCUCUUCACCCAGUGCCUACAGAGGGUGGACAGAUGAACAAUUUUAUGUACUCGCAAGCAAAUCCCAUGCAGGUCAUAACCAAAGUGCUUCAAAUCACCCCUGCAUGUGUGUACGAGAAAAAUGAUGCUUGUAUCUUUGCUGGUUUGUGUAUCGUUGUCCCCAUUUAUCUCUUCUCCCUUCUGCUGCUUCCCUGUGCCUGGGAAGGAGGACCCACUAUUUGUAAAUGAAAAGCCUGGUGCAGAGAGACUCCGCGUGCCAGGAGCUCACCUGCUUCGCGGACUACAUCCAGCGGCUGGAAUGCACGUGGGGAGGCGGCCUCAGCCCAGCUCACAGGGCCCAGUACAAGCUCAGCGCAAAGUGGAACUGUGGCGACGGCGGGAGCUGCUCCUUCAACCUUACCGCUGGCAACACCACCCACGCAUGCUAUGCCUGCUUCUCUGAGCAGAAGCUCUGCUUUGCCACCAACGCCUUCGAGGUCAGCAUCGCCGCAACUCCUGCGGAGGAGCCUUCGCGGCUACCCCGAAGUUGCAAUAAGACGUUCCUGUUCCAGAACCACAUUAAGCCACAUCCGCCAAUCCACCUGGUCGCAGUUGCAUCAUCUGCUGGCUACACCCUUUCUUGGGAGACCAAAUACCUGGACCAAGAGUACCACUUACUGAGCGACAACCUGCAGUAUGAGUUGCGGUACAAGAAAAAAGACCAGCCUUGGCAGCGGCAGAGCCAGAAAUCCCUCCUGCAGGACCUACACAGCUUGCAGCUUCUGCCCCAGGAGUUGGAGCAGAAUACCGAGUACGAGUUCCAGGUGCGCUCAAAGCCGGCCUCUUCUUACCAGGGAACAUGGAGUGACUGGAGCCCCCUCGCCUCCCUUAAGACCACGCACAAGGCCUCGGAACAUGGUGCAGUCCAAUGGCUGAAGGUGUUUUUACUGGUGCUCAGCUUCAUUGUUGUCCUCAUGGCCUUCCUGGGGUGGCAUCAAAGGUUGUGGAAGAAGCUGGACUGUUUCACCCCCAGCCCAGCCCCCUUCUUCCAGCCCCUCUACCUGAGACACAAUGGAGACUUCAAGAAAUGGGUGGGUGCCCCUUGCUCUGGAACAACCCUCGAUGCCUUUGACUGGGGCAUAGUUGUGCCAGAGUUAUUUGGCAUUGGACACAAGAGCCUUCUCCUGAACUGUGCCAAGGGAGACUGGAAUGAUGACCUGAAUGGGCAGCCUCCAAUGUCUGCCCCGCUCCUGCCAGAACACUUGCAGGCCUUGGCCAAGGGCUGCAGGGCCACAUGGGAGCAGGGCUAUGGCCACCUCUCCAUUGGCACCGUCACGGUGGCGGAGGACUUUGCAACUCACUGUCCCCAGUGCAGCAGCGCCCACCCGUGCUGGGCCCUGGAGGAGGAGCUGCAGGAGGAGACGGAAACCAGCGAGAAGGAGGCCUAUCGUGGCCUGCAGUUUGACAGCAGCAGCAGCAGCAGCCUUGGUCUGGGCUCGGGCCGUUUGCUGCUGGGGAACGAGAUGCCCCUGCAGGACUCCUUUCCCUCUGGGCCGGCCUCCUGGACAAGCCACCCCCACUUUGGCUCUCUCCCAGCGGGCCCAGAGGGAUUCUUCAGUCUGCUGCCUGCCCCCUCGCUCCUCGGCACCUGCCUCUCUGCCCCAGCCCCAGAGGAAGGCCUCUACAGGGGAUCCCGCUCCCCCGACUGGGAGGGGGAAAGCGAUCACGUCAAUGGCCUGGAUCUGGACACCAUGGACAGCGGCUUCGCAGACUGCGAGUGCAGGAGCCCUGGCGAUGGGGAGCUGGCGGAAAUGCCGUCAGGUUGCAGUUGCCAGUCUGAGCCCGGCCCUGUUGUGGGGGAACCUGAAAAAGAGGAUUUUCUCCUGCCGAGAUAUGUCAAGCAGUGGAUUUAGUCCCACAGCACUGAGGGACUCAGGUGGGCUGGGCAGGGGCGGAGCACCGGCUCAGUCCAAGAGGAUCCCACAGGCCUCUGCCAGCCCUUGCAGGAUUCUUCUGCCCCAGAGGCUCCUGAUGCUGUCUCCCCUCCUUUGCCCCAUGCCAGAAGUGCCCAGCUUUCUUUUUGUGAAGAUGUGACGCUCUCCAAGCAAUGUGGGAAUGGAGGGCUUGGGGCAUCAAAGGCAAAUGGGAAGGCGAGUGGAGCUGAGCUCCAGGGAUCCCAGCCUGCACCCAAGUGAAUUGGGCUGGUUCUCCCUUAGUUUUUCUUCCGUCCUUUAGGCCAAGCUUCAGUUAGAGUGGCCUUUUGCUUCUGCACAAUGUUUAGUUGAUAAAAGAUGUUUAAAGAGUAAAACUGACCUACAACAAUUAGGGAUUCCCACCUGUGUGAAUGUCUUGGGAUUGAGGCUCGUGCCAUGGGAGAGGCUGGUCGGGAUUCCCUUCCUGUUUUCUUAAACCACUCAGAUGGACACCAACCAUCUACUGACUACAAAUAAAAGCUUCAAGAAUUGUU
Messenger RNA from Pantherophis guttatus, 5518 nucleotides. The record is from RefSeq and is a predicted model, not a curated record. Lineage: Eukaryota; Metazoa; Chordata; Lepidosauria; Squamata; Colubridae.